Messenger RNA from Cuscuta epithymum, 2002 nucleotides. NCBI's taxonomy places the organism in Eukaryota, Viridiplantae, Streptophyta, Magnoliopsida, Solanales, Convolvulaceae. The record is from the annotation of a GenBank genome assembly.
UACUAAUUAAUCAUUCUGUUUCAUUUCCAAAGACUCUCAUCCUAAAAUAGUCGCCGUCAGUGGAAAAAAACAUCCACUCGGAAACACAUACAAAAAUUACAAAAAUGUGAAAUUCCAACGUCCCAUGAUAUCUGAUUAUCUUCUUCAUAUAUUUCCUUUUUUUUCUUUGAUUAAAUUAUCUGGUCUGACCUUCUAAUCUUUAUCCACACGCGCCGCUGCCUCCUCAUUGCCUCUCCACGCGCCGUCACCCACCCACACUUCUCUGCUACCUUAUCUUCAGUUUCUAUUUUCAGUUUUCUAAAAAGGUGAAAAGGGGGGAUCUGCGGUAAAGAAGAAGGGAAAAAGAAGAAAAAGCAAAGGUGAGGAGGAAGAACCCAAAGGGAAAGUAGGGACUUUAACUCACCUUUAGCAUGAUUUCAAUCCAAUGCUCGAGCUGAGACCUAAAAUCAAAUGGGUGGAGUGACGUCAUCCAUUGCCUCUAAGUUUGCCUUCUUCCCACCGAAUCCUCCGUCGUACACGGUGGUCCCCGACGAAUCCGGCGCCGGGAAACUCCACAUACCGGAGGUUCCGGCGAGGGAUGCAGUGGAUGUCCUGAAGUUGCGAACCCGAAAGGGGAACGAGAUCGUGGCCGUCCAUGUGAAGCAUCCAAAGGCGUCAGCUACCAUGCUCUACUCUCACGGUAAUGCCGCCGAUUUGGGGCAGAUGUUCGAACUCUUUGUUGAGUUGAGCCUCCGGCUUCGUAUCAAUCUAAUUGGGUAUGAUUACUCUGGAUAUGGACGAUCAACCGGAAAGCCUAGUGAAUGCAAUACAUAUGCCGAUAUCAACGCGGUUUAUAAAUGCUUGAAAGAACAAUAUGGUGUCAAAGAUGAACAGCUGAUCUUGUAUGGUCAGUCUGUGGGCAGUGGCCCCACUAUUGAUCUUGCAUCGCGUGUGCAGAACUUGAGAGGUGUCGUCUUGCACAGUCCGAUAUUAUCUGGGCUCCGAGUUUUGUACCCUGUUAAGAAGACGUAUUGGUUUGACAUUUACAAGAAUGUUGACAAAAUCAGUAUGGUGAAGUGUCCAGUUCUUGUCAUUCAUGGCACAUCAGAUGAAGUUGUGGAUUGUUCCCAUGGGAAGCAGCUAUGGGAGUUAUGUAAGGAAAAGUAUGAACCUAUAUGGAUAAAUGGAGGAGGCCACUGCAAUCUUGAACUUUAUACAGAGUACAUCAAGCACCUAAAGAAGUUUGUUCUGAGUCUAGGGAAAUCAAAGCCAACUCCAAAUGGAUCUGCUCAAAAGCCACCCGAAUCAUCCGAAUCUGAAAACCAGACCAAAUCAGCUGAAAAUGGUCCUCCUCCUCUUCCUCCUACAGCUGCAGAUAGGUUUGAUUUGUGCUCCGAUGUUCCAGAAAUUUCUAGAAACAGUUUGGAUAGCCGACUUGAGAAAUCGAAGAAGUCUAAUAAAGCUGAAAAAUCGCGGAUGAGCACGGACCGUGUGGACAGAUUUAGGAGAAGAAAAGGCUUAGUGUGGUGAGUGGUUUUGCUGCUGAGAAGAGGCAAGUCUCUAUUUUAUUUUAUUUUCAAUGCCCCUUGCUGAUGAGAUAUGCGAUGUUCAUUAUGGAAAGUAAAGCUGAAAUGGAAAAUAAGAUGCCUGCUUUCCCUUUUCAUGUAAAAAUGACAGUUUAUUGUACAAGAAAUGUCAUUCAGGGUUUGUUUGCAAAUGCUUGUGCUUAAAUAAAAUCACUUUUUGGGAAAAAGUGGUUAGUAGUAAAAGUUGGUAGUGUUUGGUAAAAUAAGUGCUUUUUGUGUAAUAGAAAAAGUAAAAAGUGGAUUCUACACGAAAACCGAGAAAGUAAAAGUUGGUAAUGUUUGGAAAAAUAAGUGCUUUUUUCUUAGAAAAAAGCCACAAUCACUUAUUUUAAGUGAUUGCAAACAGAGCCUCAGUAGCUCUCUGUCUUGUCUUUUUCUUUUGCAUGUACACCUAAAUGUGCCUUUUCUUUCUUAUGUACAAGCCUGUUGGUUUCAAA